This is a messenger RNA of Cornus florida, 1536 nucleotides long. RefSeq lists its product as uncharacterized. The record is from RefSeq and is a predicted model, not a curated record. The transcript is spliced from 6 exons. Bases 98 to 1126 code for a protein of 342 amino acids. Lineage: Eukaryota; Viridiplantae; Streptophyta; Magnoliopsida; Cornales; Cornaceae.
UGAUGGUAUUAUUGGGUGAGACGAGUGAGAGUGAGAGUGAGAAUGAAAAAGAAGAGUAACGCUGUUGACUUUAUUGGGUGAGACGGGAAGAGUGAGAAUGAAAAAGGUUUUGGUGACCGGCGCUUCCGGUUACUUAGGGGGCAGACUCUGCCAUGCCCUACUGAGACACGGCCACUCCGUCCGAGCGUUCGUCCGUCCGACCAGCGAGCUCUCCUGCCUUCCUCGGCCUACCGACGGCGAUGAUUGCGGCGGAUCUCUGGAGCUCGCCUACGGAGACGUCACCGACUAUGGGUCCCUCCUCGACGCCUGCUCCGGAUGCCAUGUCAUCUUCCAUGCCGCCGCCCUGGUCGAACCUUGGCUUCCAGAACCUUCCAAAUUGUUCUCGGUUAAUGUUGGAGGUUUGAAGAACGUACUGCAAGCAUAUAAAGAAACAAAGACAGUGGAGAAGAUAAUAUACACGUCGUCGUUUUUCGCUUUGGGAUCAACUGAUGGAUAUGUCGCAGACGAGAGUCAAAUUCACCCUGCGAAGUUCUUCUGUACGGAGUAUGAGAAAUCGAAGGCUGUUGCCGAUAAGAUCGCUAUUGAUGCCGCGGCGAAGGGGGUGCCAAUAGUAGCGGUUUAUCCCGGAGUUGUAUAUGGUCCUGGCAAGGUCACAACUGGAAAUAUCGUGGCACGAAUGAUAAUUGAACGCUUCAAUGGUCGGUUACCUGGUUAUGUAGGCUAUGGAAACGAUAUGUUUUCAUUUAGUCAUGUUGACGAUGUAGUAGAGGGGCACAUUGCAGCUUUGAACAAAGGUCGACCAGGUGAAAGAUAUCUUCUGACAGGAGAAAAUGCAUCCUUCAUGCAUGUUUUUGAUAUAGCUGCCAGUAUCACUCAGACAAAAAGGCCUUGGUUUAAUAUCCCUUUGUUGGUGAUUGAGACUUAUGGAUGGUUGUCGAUUCUCUUCUCUAGAAUAACAGGAAAGCUUCCCCUGAUCAGCCCACCGACUGUGUAUGUUCUCAAACAUCAAUGGGCCUACUCUUGCGAAAAGGCCAAGUUAGAGCUGGAUUAUAACCCUAGAAGCUUGAAAGAAGGUCUGGCGGAGGUACUCCCCUGGUUGAAGAGCUUGGGCUUGAUAAAAUACUAGAAGGAUACAGCCUCGAGGUUGUAUUGUUGAUACUUCCCGCUAAGGUCUUGGUAUGACAUACGGUACACAACCGCGGACAGAGGGAUAGAGAGGGAAAAUGUGAUGCACAUUCUUGAUGGCUAGUUUAGUUUGACUGAAACGAUGGAUGUGCAAUCAGUAAAACCUUCAAGUCCAGUUUGAUUCUUGAACCAGUAGACCAUCUCAUGAGGGAACGUAUUUUGUUUAGAUGUAAAUCCUGAAUUUGCUCUUAUCUGUUUUAAAUUUCACUUGUACCCCCGAAAAAUCCCACAGAAUUGUUAAUUUUCAUUGUGAUUUUACAGUGGAGAAAGAAAAAUUGUGUGGCUAACUCUAUAUGAAUAAGACAAAGGUAUGGAUGAUGACGACGGCAACAAUUUACUUUUUUCCUUCAA